AUGGAUGCAGUACAAAUUAGAAAAGCCAAGCUGAGUAAGUUUAAAACCAAAGAGCAAAAACAGAUUAAGUCUCCGAAGUUUCAGCAGACCAAACAUGACACUAAAGCAUGUUCCAGGUGUGGCAAGGCACCCGCACACGCAGCAGUGCAGUGCCCAGCAAAAAAUGCAGAAUGCCAUAACUGUGGAAAACGCGGACACUAUGGUAGAGUCUGUAAGUCCAGCACAUCUGUGAACGAGGUUGCGGACAGUGCGGCUGGACUUUUUCUGGGUGAGGUGGAUUCUGGAGAAGAACCAUGGCUGGCAGACAUAAACGUGGGCGGACAUAAGGUGACCUUCAAGUUAGACUCCGGAGCAGAUGUGUCUGCUAUUUCCGAACAAACAUUUUUGAGCUUCAAACUCAAAGACAAAGCAUUGGACAAGGCAGAAAAACCACUCUAUGGACCGGUGCCAAGGCGCGUGCCACUGCCGCUCAUGGGCAAAGUUAAAGAAGAGCUGGACAGAAUGGAAGGGUUGGUAGUUAUUAGUCGCGUGGACGAGCCGACCGACUGGUGCUGUGGCAUGGUUGUAGCUCCCAAAAAGGACAAAGAGAAGGUGCGUAUCUGUGUGGACAUGACACCUUUAAAUGAGUCCGUGUGUCGUGAAAGAUACAUACUUCCUUCUGUAGACCAAACGCUAGGCAUGCUCACAGGUGCUCAGUAUUUUUCUAAACUUGACGCAAAUAUGGGCUUUUGGCAAAUACCACUAUCCAAAGAGUCUGCACUCCUCACCACCUUCAUUACGCCAUUCGGCAGGUACCAUUUUAACCGUUUGCCAUUUGGCAUCUCCAGCGCGCCCGAACAUUUUCAAAACAUGAUGGUGACAGAGGUUACAGCAGAUCUCGAGGGAGUCGUCUGUCACAUGGACGAUAUCCUGGUCUGGGGAUCGACCGUAGAGGAGCAUGACACAAGACUGCAUGCUGUCCUGCAGCGGGCAGAGAAAGCCGGCGUUACGUUGAACAUGUCGAAAUGCGAGUUUAACAAACGAAAAGUAAAAUUCCUUGGAUUCAUCGUCUCAGCAGAUGGAAUGAGUCCUGAUCCAGACAAAACCCAAGCUGUUCAGGACAUGAAGGAGCCAAGCAACGUGAGUGAGCUUAGGAGCUUUCUCGGUAUGGUGAACCAACUGGGGAAGUUUAUUCCAAACCUUUCUGAAAAGGAUAAACCACUGAGAGACUUACUUUCAACUAAGAACAUGUGGUACUGGGGGCGCGACCAGCAAAAGGCGUUUCACAACCUUAAACACGAACUGUCUUCUCCUCCUGUGUUACAGCUCUACAACCCGAAUAAGCCACAGAAAAUCUCCGCGGAUGCCUCUUCAUUUGGCCUGGGGGCAGUCAUGCUACAGAAAGAGGGAGAUGUGUGGUCGCCAGUUGCUUAUGCUUACCGAUCUUUAACACCUACAGAGCAGCGCUACGCUCAGGUGGAAAAAGAAGCGCUAGCUCUUACGUGGGCCUGUGAGAGGUUUAAUGACUUUAUUCUAGGCCUUCACUUUGAACUCGAAACUGACCACAAGCCACUAGUGAGUCUUCUGGGAGGACAAGCUUUGGAUGCGCUUCCGCCGCGGAUACAGAGAUUCCGUAUGCGCUUAAUGAGGUACUCAUACACAAUAAAGCACAUCCCUGGCAAAAGUCUCACCACAGCUGACACACUCUCACGCUUACCGCUUACAAACAGUGUUACGGGCGCUGAUACAGAUCUUAUGGAGGACACUAAUAUUUACCUUGAAUCUGUGCUAGAGGGCCUUCCUACAAGCAGUAAAUAUCUGGCAGAUCUUCAAGAGCAGCUGAUGUCUGACAGUGUCUGUUCUCAAGUCAUAAGGUACUGUGCAGAAGGCUGGCCGGAUCGUAACCAGCUACAAGGAGCGGUGAAGCACUACUGGCCUGAGAGAGCUGUUCUGAGUGUGCACAACGGACUACUACUUAGGGGCACAAGGUUAGUUAUUCCUGCUAACAUGAGAAACUCAGUUUUGGACAAAAUACACGAGGGGCACCAGGGGGUGGUUAAGUGCAGAGAGCGUGCCCGUCAGGCAGUGUGGUGGCCAGGUUUAAGCAACCAGAUCAGUGAACUUGUCCUCAAAUGCAGACAGUGCAUACAGGAAAGAGUCAAUGCAAGAGAGCCUUUAAUGCCCACAGAUUUACCUGAAAGACCAUGGCAGAAGUUAGGUGCUGACUUGUUCGCUCUGAAAGAUAAAAACUAUAUGUUGCUAGUGGACUACUUCUCUAGGUAUAUAGAGAUUGCUCAGCUCAGCCCAACUCGCUCUGCCAAUGUCAUUGUGCAUUUGAAAUCAAUAUUUGCACGUCAUGGAAUACCAGAGAUACUGAUCACGGACAACGGCCCGCAGUUUGCAUGUCAGGAAAUGAAAGACUUCGCAAGUGAAUACUGUUUUGAGCAUGUGACCAGUAGUCCCAGAUACCCCCAAAGCAACGGUGAGGCGGAGAGAGCUGUCCAAACAGUUAAAAAUCUCCUCAAGAAAGCUAGUGAUCCGUACAGAGCUCUAUUAGCCUAUAGGACCACAGCGCUGGCAAAUGGCUACAGCCCUGCACAGCUUCUCAUGGGGCGUCGACUUCGUACCACCCUGCCGAUGCUUCCAGAGGCCUUGCAGCCUUGUGUGCCAAAUCUUCGACAACUUCGGCAUGUAGAGAGGGAGAGAAGGAUGAGACAAACCGAAUGUUUCAACAAAAGACACAGAACAAGAGAUCUGGAUAAACUGAUACCCGGAAACCCUGUUUGGAUUGCAAAUGCAAAAGCAACAUCUGUCCACCCAACUCCGCGGUCCUAUGUCAUCAGUGGACCGCAGGGAACUAUUAGAAGGAAUCGCAGUCAUCUUGUGCCUUUGCCGAUAUCAGAGACUCAUACUGAAACACAACUGACCCGGUCUAAUGAAUGA
Molecule: messenger RNA, 2922 nt
Organism: Cyprinus carpio (common carp)
Lineage: Eukaryota; Metazoa; Chordata; Actinopteri; Cypriniformes; Cyprinidae
Exons: 2
Coding region: 1-2922 (973 amino acids)
Biological process (GO): DNA integration
Molecular function (GO): zinc ion binding; nucleic acid binding
Source: RefSeq, a predicted model, not a curated record